Messenger RNA from Drosophila ananassae, 2927 nucleotides. RefSeq names its product probable aconitate hydratase, mitochondrial (gene mAcon1). Gene Ontology annotation, molecular function: aconitate hydratase activity; 4 iron, 4 sulfur cluster binding. The transcript is spliced from 4 exons. NCBI's taxonomy places the organism in Eukaryota, Metazoa, Arthropoda, Insecta, Diptera, Drosophilidae. The record is from RefSeq and is a predicted model, not a curated record. Gene Ontology annotation, biological process: tricarboxylic acid cycle. Bases 157 to 2520 code for a protein of 787 amino acids. Gene Ontology annotation, cellular component: mitochondrion; cytosol.
CCGUCGUCGGGAGCAAAUAGAAUCAGUCUGUAUUAAAAUCUUCCGGCUGAGAGGGCUGAAAAUUUUGAUGACGGCUUAAACGUUGCCUGUGCAAUUCCAAUUCCAACGAGUGUCAAACGUAUUUGAGUUCCGUAUCGCCUAAUAAGGACGCGAAGAAUGGCCGCAAGAUUGAUGACCGCCCAGGCACAGGUGUGCCGUCUGGGCAAGCAUGUGGCUACCGAGGGUGCCAUGGUGCGCCAGUUCCAUGCCUCCUGCUACUCCGCCUCGAAGGUGGCUCUGUCCAAGUUCGACUCGGACGUCUUCCUGCCCUACGAGAAGUUGAACAAGCGCCUGGAUGUGGUUCGCAGCCGCCUGAACCGCCCCCUCACUCUCUCCGAGAAGGUGCUGUACUCCCAUCUGGAUGAUCCGGCCAACCAGGACAUCGUCCGCGGUACCUCGUACCUGCGCCUGCGUCCCGAUCGUGUGGCUAUGCAGGAUGCCACCGCCCAGAUGGCCUUGCUGCAGUUCAUCUCCUCAGGACUGAAGAAGGUGGCUGUUCCCUCGACGGUGCACUGCGAUCACUUGAUCGAGGCCCAGAUCGGCGGACCCAAGGAUUUGGCCCGUGCCAAGGACCUCAAUCGCGAAGUGUACGACUUCUUGGCCUCCACCUGCGCCAAGUACGGUCUGGGCUUCUGGAAGCCAGGCAGCGGUAUCAUCCAUCAGAUCAUCCUGGAGAACUACGCCUUCCCCGGUCUGUUGAUGAUCGGUACUGAUUCCCACACCCCCAACGGUGGUGGUCUGGGCGGUCUGUGCAUCGGUGUCGGUGGUGCUGAUGCCGUCGAUGUCAUGGCCGACAUCCCCUGGGAGCUGAAGUGCCCCAAGGUGAUUGGUGUCAACCUCACCGGCAAGAUCAGCGGCUGGACCUCUCCCAAGGACGUGAUCCUGAAGGUCGCCGACAUCCUGACCGUCAAGGGUGGCACUGGAGCCAUCAUUGAGUACCACGGCAAGGGUGUGGACUCCAUUUCCUGCACUGGCAUGGCCACCAUCUGCAACAUGGGUGCUGAGAUCGGAGCCACCACCUCGCUGUUCCCCUUCAACCAGCGCAUGGCCGACUACCUGAAGUCCACCGGACGUGGUGGCAUCGCCGCCGAGGCCCAGAAGUACCAGGGCAAGGUCCUGUCUGCCGACAAGAACUGCGAGUACGACGAGCUGAUUGAAAUCAACCUGGACACUCUGGAGCCCCAUGUGAAUGGACCUUUCACUCCCGAUUUGGGACACCCCAUCAGCAAGCUGGGCGAAAACUCGAAGAAGAACGGCUACCCCUUGGACAUCCGUGUUGGUCUGAUUGGCUCUUGCACCAACUCCUCGUACGAGGACAUGGGUCGUUGUGCCAGCAUCGCCAAGGACGCCAUGAGCCAUGGUCUGAAGUCGAAGAUUCCCUUCAACGUGACUCCCGGAUCGGAGCAGAUCCGUGCCACCAUUGAGCGCGAUGGCAUCUCCGAGGUGUUCGACAAGUUCGGCGGCACCGUGCUGGCCAACGCCUGUGGCCCUUGCAUUGGUCAGUGGGACCGUAAGGACGUGAAGAAGGGUGACAAGAACACCAUUGUGACCUCCUACAACCGUAACUUCACUGGCAGGAACGACGCCAACCCAGCCACCCAUUGCUUCGUCACCAGCCCGGAGCUGGUCACAGCUCUGUCCAUCGCCGGUCGCCUGGACUUCAACCCGCUUACCGAUGAGCUCACCGGAUCCGAUGGCAAGAAGUUCAAGCUGAAGGCUCCCUUCGGUGAUGAGCUGCCCGCCCAGGGCUUCGACCCCGGCCAGGACACCUACACCGCUCCCCCCGCCAGCGGCGAUGGCGUGAAAGUCGCUGUGGACCCCAAGUCGCAGCGCCUGCAGCUGUUGGAGCCCUUCGACAAGUGGAACGGCAGCGAUCUGACCGAUCUGACCGUUCUUAUCAAGGUUAAGGGCAAGUGCACCACCGAUCACAUCUCGGCCGCCGGCCCUUGGCUGAAGUACCGUGGUCAUCUGGACAACAUCUCCAACAACAUGUUCAUUGGUGCCACCAACUACGAGAACAACGAAAUGAACAACAUUAAGAACCAGCGCACUGGCUCUUGGGGCGGAGUUCCCGAUGUGGCCCGUGACUACAAGGCCAAUGGCAUCAAAUGGGUGGCCGUCGGUGAUGAGAACUACGGUGAGGGCUCCUCCCGCGAGCAUGCCGCCCUGGAACCCCGCCAUCUUGGUGGACGCGCCAUCAUUGUCAAGUCCUUCGCUCGUAUCCAUGAGACUAACUUAAAGAAGCAAGGUCUCCUGCCUCUCACCUUCGCCAAUCCCGCUGACUACGAUAAGAUCCAGCCCACUAGCAAGAUCUCCCUGCUGAACCUGAACUCUCUGGCGCCCGGCAAGCCCGUGGAAUGCGAAGUGAAGAACGGCGACAAGGUGGACAAGAUCAAGCUGAACCACACCCUGAACGAUCUGCAGAUCGGUUGGUUCAAGGCUGGCAGCGCCCUCAACCGCAUGAAGGAGCUGGCCCAGUAAACCUGGGUCCUGGACCUACUUAAGACUCCCUGUCCAGAAUCUAGAAUCCUUGAUCCCUGCCCCUGAUCAUAACCAAACACACUCAGACUCAAAAGGAGACACAGUCACGCAAUGCAAGCAAUCGAGUUAUGGUAUUGUUAUUCAAUUUUUUUCUCAGAAUGUGUAGAUUUUAUUUCGAGUAUACCGAGUGUGCUGUUUUCAAAGUGAAUUAUGUAACCUCUAGAAAUACCGAGCAAUUGUAAAAGUUUUAUAUAUAUACAUAUAUUAUACCCAAUUGUUUUUAAUUCUUGCUAUGUAUGUUGCCUUCGAUAUUGAUUUUGUUUUUUGCGAAUUUGUCCAACUGCUCUGAAUUUGGUCACGACGAUGAAUAUGAUAUAAAGUGCGAAUAAAACUCAGAAUGAUACGUA